CUGAAUUAGGCGGAAAUGACGUUAUCCGGAUGUCUUGGUGCAAUAAGCCAGCCGGGGGUAGAUUCCUGUGGAAGGACAGAGGUACCACAGGGACGGGGUAUGUAGAGAGUAACUGUCUUAGUGGAUAUGCACAUACAUGCAACGCCGAUGUGCCGUUUUAGCAGAAUAAUUUUUAAUAUCGCUCACUGACCAGAGAUUUUAAGUUUGUUUUAAAAAGAAAAUGAAGAAAAGAAGAAGAGCUUUUGCAAACGUUGACCCCCAUCAGUCCAGGGAGAAUAGGAAAGAAACCCCGGCAGGUUCUGCUUGUGUCCAAGGCGAUGCAGAAGAGUCGUCGUCUGAUCAUGUCGCUGUUCCUCAAGGUUCGGAUCAGAGGAGGUCCUUGUGCUCCGUUAACUACAACAAAAACUUGCUGAAGUAUUUGAACGAUGACCGCCAACGUCCGACAUCCUUCUGCGAUCUACUUGUUGUAGUGGAGGGAAAGGAAUUUAAGGUGCACAAAGUGGUGGUAGCUGUGGGCAGUAGUUACUUCCAUGCUUGCUUAAGCAAGAACCCACAGACUGAAGUCGUGACUUUAGACCACGUCAGUAGCUCAGUAUUUCAACACUUGCUUCAUUUUCUUUACACUUCAGAAUUUUUGGUGUGGGAGAACGAAAUAAGCAUAGUCUUAGAGGCAGCAAAGUUUCUUGAUAUCAUAGACGCGGUGAAGUUGUUGGCUGCUGAGAAUGACGGUGGCUCUCAAGUUGGAAUCCAAUCAAACCCAAAGGUAGACGAGUCCGAUAAUAAAGCGGAAACCAGUAACAAGUGUCAGGUGUGUGGACGCAAUUUCUGCUACAAAAAGACCCUGGAAAACCAUAUAGAGAAAGCCCAUGGUUUUGGUAAACAAUGUGAGGCUUUAAACUCUGAUCCGUCCACCAGAAAGUCAACCCGAAAAAGGAAGUGCCCUGCAAAAUUUGCAAAUGGGAAGGAGUUGGAAAACAACAGUAUGUCAAGCAGCGAGUCUGACAAAAGCGACCAAGACAGAACGCUCUCUUCAGAGUCUGAUAGUGAGGCGAACGAGGAAGAGAAUGAGCUGCGGGAAAAUGAGCAGGCAGAGGAAGGAGAUGAUGGCGAAGAGACAUCUGGGGAAGAUGAUUGGCAAAGUGCUGAGGAGCUUGAUGGACCCGAAGAGGCCAAUGUGAAUUCUGACGCUGGUGGAAAUUACCCAGAAGGACUUGCACCCAUUGUGUUACAGAAAAACAGUAAAAAACUGUUAAAAUGCCCAAAAUGUGAAAAGAUCUUUGACAGAGUUGGGAAGUAUGAGAGUCAUACUCGUGUACAUACGGGGGAGAAGCCCUUCGAAUGUGACAUCUGCCAGCAGCGGUACUCCACCAAAUCUAACCUGACCGUUCACCGGAAGCGUCACGCCAGCGAGACAGUCAUUCACAGUAAGGAGCACAAGUGUCCGUUUUGCAGCAAACUUCACGCAAGCAGGAAGACCCUUGUUAAGCAUGUCAGGAGAUUUCAUCCUGAAAAAGCACAAGAAUUCUUGGCUAUUAAGAAGAUAAAGAAUGAAGGCUGGAAAUGUGAUAUCUGCAAUAAAUCGUUCACAAGGCGGCCGCACCUUGAAGAACACAUGAUCCUGCACACUCAGGACAAGCCCUUCAAGUGCACCUACUGUGACGAGAAGUUCAAAUCUCGCUUCAAAAGGCUGAAGCAUCAAGAAAAAUUCCACUUGGGACCUUUCCCUUGUGACAUUUGUGGACGUCAGUUUAACGACUCUGGAAAUCUGAAACGUCACAUUGAUUACACGCAUGGAGGGAAAAGGAAGUGGACGUGCUUCAUCUGUGGAAAAUCAGUUAGGGAAAGAACAACACUGAAAGAACACUUGAGGAUACAUAGUGGGGAGAAACCGCACCUUUGUAGUAUAUGUGGACAGAAUUUUCGGCAUGGCAGUUCAUACAGGCUACAUCUUCGUGUGCACCAUGAUGACAAGCGUUAUGAAUGCGACGAAUGUGGGAAAACCUUCAUACGUCACGACCAUCUCACCAAACAUAAGAAGAUACAUUCUGGUGAGAAAGCACAUCAGUGCGAGGAAUGUGGAAAAUGCUUUGGGCGCCGGGACCAUCUGACUGUGCAUUAUAAGAGUGUACAUCUAGGAGAAAAGGUCUGGCAGAAGUACAAAGCCACUUUUCAUCAAUGUGAAGUCUGCAAAAAGGUCUUCAAAGGAAAGUCAAGUCUGGAAAUGCAUUUUAGGACACAUUCUGGUGAAAAGCCAUACGAAUGCCACAUCUGCAACCAGUCAUUCCGAAUCAAGAAAACGCUGACGAAGCACUUAGUCAUCCACUCAGAUGCCCGUCCCUUUAACUGCCAACAUUGCAAUGCCACUUUUAAACGUAAAGACAAACUGAAGUAUCACAUUGACCAUGUUCAUAACUCCAAGGCAGAAGAAGAAACAUGUGAAGAACCAAAAAGCUUCCCGGUCGGAUCAGAGAACACUGGUGCGGAUAUCUGCGUACCGCUCACACUCGUGCCUGUCGAUCUUGCCGAAACAGAGGGCGAAUUAGAGAGGCACAAUUCAUCUGUGCUUCCGGCACCAGACUACCCACGAACCCCUGAUUUAGCCUUUCUUGAGAAAUACACUCUUACCCCACAGCCGACGACACUUUUACACCCAGUGAGACCGGAGCAGCUUCUGGAGAGCAGAGAACACUCUUACCUGGGGACUUUACUGGGACUGGAGCCUCCGCAUCCCGUGCAGAGUGUCGUCACAGGAGAACAUCACUGAUCCGGUGCUUAAACAUUCCUUGUGCUUUACCCUGAAAGGAACCACCCCAGCCUGGUUUAUGAUUGUUUUCUUUGAUGGCUACACAACCGUGUUUGUUGGAAUUGUAACUAUGUGGCUGCUUUAAAGCUGGGAGUCCAGACAAUCCAUUUAGAAAAUGAAUACUGCCCAGCUCUCCUUAUCUUGAAGCAGACCUGUCAUCGACAUAUAUCAUGAUUAAAAAUAUUUAUUAAAUCUA
Molecule: messenger RNA, 2999 nt
Organism: Spea bombifrons (plains spadefoot toad)
Lineage: Eukaryota; Metazoa; Chordata; Amphibia; Anura; Pelobatidae
Gene: ZBTB41
Product: zinc finger and BTB domain containing 41
Exons: 11
Coding region: 221-2764 (847 amino acids)
Biological process (GO): regulation of transcription by RNA polymerase II
Cellular component (GO): nucleus
Molecular function (GO): protein binding; DNA-binding transcription factor activity, RNA polymerase II-specific; RNA polymerase II transcription regulatory region sequence-specific DNA binding
Source: RefSeq, a predicted model, not a curated record